AUGGGGGUAAGGAACCAAGCCCCAGACACAAGGGUAUAUUUACUCACGUCUCUUUUGUCUGCAGGUGGCUGUUCCUUUGAUGACCACUACAGCAACUGUGGUUACAGCGUGGCCCUGGGGACCAAUGGGUUUACCUGGGAGCAGAUUAACACGUGGGAGAAACCAAUGCUGGACCCAGCGGUGCCUACAGGAUCCUUCAUGAUGGUGAACAGCUCUGGGAGGGCCUCUGGCCAGAAGGCUCACCUUCUCCUGCCGACCCUGAAGGAGAACGACACCCACUGCAUCGAUUUCCAUUACUACUUCUCCAGCCGUGACAGGUCCAGCCCGGGGGCCUUGAAUGUCUAUGUGAAGGUGAACGGUGGGCCCCAGGGGAACCCUGUCUGGAACGUGUCUGGCGUCGUCACUGAGGGCUGGGUGAAGGCAGAGCUUGCCAUCAGCACCUUCUGGCCACAUUUCUACCAGGUGAUAUUUGAAUCCGUCUCUCUGAAGGGUCAUCCUGGCUACAUCGCUGUGGACGAGGUCCGGGUCCUUGCCCAUCCAUGCAGAAAAGCACCUCAUUUUCUGCGGCUCCAAAAUGUCGAGGUGAACGUGGGGCAGAAUGCCACCUUUCAGUGCAUUGCUGGUGGAAAGUGGUCUCAGCAUGACAAACUUUGGCUCCAGCAAUGGAAUGGCAGGGACACGGCCCUCAUGGUCACCCGCGUGGUCAACCACAGGCGCUUCUCGGCGACAGUCAGUGUGGCGGACACUACCCAGCGGAGUGUGAGCAAGUACCGCUGUGUGAUCCGCUCUGACGGUGGCUCUGGUGUGUCCAACUACGCUGAGCUGAUUGUGAAAGAGCCUCCCACGCCCAUCGCCCCCCCAGAGCUGCUGGCCGUGGGGGCCACAUACCUGUGGAUCAAGCCGAAUGCCAACUCCAUCAUUGGAGACGGCCCCAUCAUCCUGAAGGAAGUGGAGUAUCGCACCACCACCGGCACCUGGGCAGAGACCCACAUCGUCGACUCUCCCAACUAUAAGCUGUGGCAUCUGGACCCCGAUGUGGAGUAUGAGAUCCGGGUCCUGCUCACGCGACCAGGGGAAGGGGGCACGGGACCACCAGGGCCUCCCCUCACCACCAGAACCAAGUGUGCAGACCCGGUGCAUGGCCCGCAGAACGUGGAGAUCGUGGACAUCCGAGCCCGGCAGCUGACGCUGCAGUGGGAGCCCUUCGGCUACGCGGUGACCCGCUGCCACAGCUACAACCUCACGGUGCAGUACCAGUACGUGUUCAACCAGCAGCAGUACGAGGCCGAGGAGCUCAUUCAGACCUCCUCCCACUACACCCUGCGGGGCCUGCGCCCCUUCAUGACCAUCCGGCUGCGGCUGCUGCUGUCCAACCCCGAGGGCCGGAUGGAGAGUGAGGAGCUGGUGGUGCAGACGGAGGAGGAUGUUCCAGGAGCUGUUCCUCUAGAGUCCAUCCAAGGGGGUCCCUUUGAGGAGAAGAUCUACAUCCAGUGGAAACCUCCCAAUGAGACCAACGGGGUCAUCACGCUCUACGAGAUCAACUACAAGGCCGUGGGCUCAUUGGACCCGAGUGCCGACCUCUCCAGCCAGAGGGGCAAAGUGUUCAAGCUUCGGAACGAAACCCACCACCUCUUUGUGGGUCUGUACCCCGGGACCACCUACUCCUUCACCAUCAAGGCCAGCACAGCAAAGGGCUUUGGGCCCCCUGUUACCACCAGGAUCGCCACCAAAAUUUCAGCUCCAUCGAUGCCUGAAUAUGACACAGACACCCCACUGAAUGAAACAGACACGACCAUCACAGUGAUGCUGAAGCCCGCUCAGUCUCGGGGAGCCCCUGUCAGUGUUUAUCAGCUGGUUGUCAAGGAGGAGCGACUUCAGAAGUCACGGAGGGCAGCUGACAUCAUUGAGUGCUUUUCGGUGCCGGUGAGCUAUAGGAAUGCCUCCAGCCUCGAUUCUCUACACUACUUUGCUGCUGAAUUGAAGCCUGCCAACCUGCCUGUCACCCAGCCAUUUACAGUGGGUGACAACAAGACAUACAAUGGCUACUGGAACCCACCUCUUUCCCCUCUGAAAAGCUACAGCAUCUACUUCCAGGCACUCAGCAAAGCAAAUGGAGAGACCAAAAUCAACUGUGUUCGUCUGGCUACGAAAGGUGCCUCCACUCAGAAUCCCAACAGCGUGGAACCGGAGAAGCAGGUGGACGGUACUGUGAAGAUGGCCGGCGUGAUCGCUGGCCUCCUCAUGUUCAUCAUCAUUCUCCUGGGCGUGAUGCUGACCAUCAAAAGGAGAAGAAAUGCUUAUUCCUACUCCUAUUACUUGAAGCUGGCCAAGAAGCAGAAGGAAACACAGAGUGGAGCGCAGAGGGAGAUGGGGCCCGUGGCCUCGGCCGACAAACCCGCCACCAAGCUCGGCACCAGCCGCAACGACGAAGGCUUCUCCUCUAGCUCACAGGACGUUAAUGGAUUCACAGGUGGCAGCCGUGGGGAGCUCUCCCAGCCCACCCUCACGAUCCAGACUCACCCCUACCGGGCCUGCGACCCCGUGGAGAUGAGCUAUCCCCGGGACCAGUUCCAGCCCGCCGUCCGGGUGGCUGACCUGCUCCAGCACAUCACUCAGAUGAAGAGAGGCCAGGGCUACGGGUUCAAGGAGGAAUAUGAGGCCUUACCGGAGGGGCAGACAGCCUCAUGGGACACAGCCAAAGAGGAUGAAAACCGCAACAAGAAUCGAUACGGCAACAUCAUAUCCUAUGACCAUUCUCGCGUGAGGCUGCUGGUGCUGGAUGGAGACCCACACUCCGACUACAUCAACGCCAACUACAUUGAUGGGUACCAUCGACCUCGGCACUACAUUGCUACUCAAGGUCCCAUGCAGGAGACCGUAAAGGACUUCUGGAGAAUGAUCUGGCAGGAGAACUCGGCCAGCAUCGUCAUGGUCACAAACCUCGUGGAAGUGGGCAGGCACCCAGCGGGACACACUGUGGGAAAUGCCACUCUAAGCCGCUCGGCGUCCCCCGGAAUGGUGAAAUGUGUGCGAUACUGGCCGGAUGACAUGGAGGUCUAUGGAGACAUUAAAGUCACACUGAUCGAAACAGAGCCCCUGGCAGAGUACAUCAUCCGCACCUUCACGGUCCAGAAGAAAGGCUACCAUGAGAUCCGGGAGCUCCGCCUCUUCCACUUCACCAGCUGGCCCGACCACGGCGUCCCCUGCUAUGCCACCGGCCUCCUCGGCUUUGUCCGCCAGGUCAAGUUCCUCAAUCCCCCAGAAGCUGGGCCCAUAGUGGUCCACUGCAGUGCUGGUGCCGGGAGGACUGGCUGCUUCAUCGCCAUCGACACCAUGCUUGACAUGGCCGAGAACGAAGGGGUGGUGGACAUCUUCAACUGCGUACGUGAGCUCCGGGCCCAGAGGGUCAACCUGGUACAGACGGAGGAGCAGUAUGUGUUUGUGCACGACGCCAUCCUGGAAGCGUGUCUCUGCGGCAACACGGCCAUCCCGGUAUGCGAGUUCCGCUCGCUCUACUACAAUAUCAGCAGGCUGGACCCCCAGACCAACUCCAGCCAAAUCAAAGACGAAUUUCAGACCCUCAACAUCGUGACUCCUCGUGUCCGGCCCGAGGACUGCAGCAUCGGUCUCCUGCCCCGGAACCAUGACAAGAAUCGGAGCAUGGAUGCCCUGCCUCUGGACCGCUGCCUGCCCUUCCUCAUCUCGGUGGAUGGAGAAUCCAGCAACUACAUCAAUGCGGCACUGAUGGAUAGCCACAAGCAGCCUGCCGCUUUCGUGGUCACACAACACCCUCUACCCAACACCGUGGCGGACUUCUGGAGGCUGGUGUUCGAUUAUAACUGCUCCUCUGUGGUGAUGCUGAAUGAGCUGGACGCUGCCCAGCUCUGUAUGCAGUACUGGCCUGAGAAGACCUCGGGGUGCUACGGGCCCAUCCAGGUGGAAUUCGUCUCCGCAGACAUCGAUGAGGACAUCAUCCACAGAAUAUUCCGCAUCUGUAACAUGGCUCGGCCACAGGAUGGGUAUCGUAUAGUCCAGCACCUCCAGUACAUUGGCUGGCCUGCCUACCGGGACACGCCCCCCUCCAAGCGCUCUCUGCUCAAAGUGGUCCGACGGCUGGAGAAGUGGCAGGAGCAGUACGAUGGGAGGGAGGGACGCACUGUGGUCCACUGCCUAAAUGGGGGAGGCCGCAGCGGAACCUUCUGUGCCGUCUGCAGCGUGUGUGAGAUGAUCCAGCAGCAAAACAUCAUCGAUGUGUUCCACAUCGUGAAAACAUUACGUAACAACAAGUCCAACAUGGUGGAGACCCUGGAACAGUAUAAAUUUGUAUACGAGGUGGCACUGGAAUAUUUAAGCUCCUUUUAGCCCAAUGGCAUGGAGAACCAGUCCAGAGGCUGCUGCAGCCAAGCCCCCUUUUCUGUGAAUGGCAGCGACUGGGCUCAGGGGCUAAGCGGUGGCACCCUGCCCAACUCCAAGGAGAAGACUGGUGGUCCUGUGGUCCACGGUGGGCUCUGUACCUUCGGAGGGGUCUCCAGUUGCUGUGGGCGACGCCGCCCUGAAAGACCCAGGCUUCUUUUCCAGCCUCAGGCACGGGCCCAUACAGAAGUGCACCUGUAUAGCAAGGCCCGGAUUUUUCAGUGCCCAGACCUCUUGCUUUUGCUCUUUUCAAGUUUGUGAAUCUCGAGGCAAGCUGACUGUGUGGGUACAGGGGAGUGACUGACAGGCCUGGCGGCACUUCCUCUGCCCUGCGUCCCCUGGGCAGUGGGGGGAUGUGUGCUUUCCUCCUCCACGUGGUCGUGAAUAUGACCGGGCUCUUGGGGGCCACUGCUCUGCUGCCGUCUCCUUCAGGGACCUCUGGAUCACUGGGGCUUCAGGAUGCUCCCGAGACCACAGCAGAGGCCCCCAUCCUCCCAACUAACCUGCAUGGGGCUUGGCCCACCACCAUUGUGUACCCCUCCCCCAGCCCAGGCCUUGACCUUCUGUCGUUCACUGGCGUGUCCGCGGCAGUCCUGGAUGAAGGUUUUCUUUGCUUUUUUGUGGUCAGUGGGAUGGGGCAGAACUGCAGGGAACUUUACUGCUCCUCCUUAUCUCUCUCUGUGAAAAAGGACUACCUCCC
Eubalaena glacialis (North Atlantic right whale) is the source of this 5113-nucleotide messenger RNA. It is a transcript of the gene PTPRT, whose product is annotated as protein tyrosine phosphatase receptor type T. Gene Ontology annotation, molecular function: protein tyrosine phosphatase activity; protein binding. Gene Ontology annotation, biological process: protein dephosphorylation. The coding region runs from base 1 to 4362 and encodes 1453 amino acids. The transcript is spliced from 31 exons. The record is from RefSeq and is a predicted model, not a curated record. Lineage: Eukaryota; Metazoa; Chordata; Mammalia; Artiodactyla; Balaenidae. Gene Ontology annotation, cellular component: membrane.